Spodoptera exigua (beet armyworm) is the source of this 958-nucleotide messenger RNA. Lineage: Eukaryota; Metazoa; Arthropoda; Insecta; Lepidoptera; Noctuidae. The record is from the annotation of a GenBank genome assembly.
CGCCGGACCGCCACAGCUAGCAGACGUGUCGCGGCCGCACUCCUCACCUCGCCACGAUCUCAAUCACGCGGAAAUCUAAUACGAACUAAAAUUAUCCUCAAAUAAUAAUUAUUACGCAUAUACAAUUUUAAACAAAUUGCACAUCUGACCCACUGGGUACCUCUCUUCGUGCAUGUUGAGAUAUAUUAGAAGUUUCUUCGCCAUGAAGCCACCAGUUAACGCUGCUGUCCUUCACGAUGUGGACAUCCCAACGAAGAAAGCCACUUUUGGUAUGGGUUGCUUCUGGGCCAACGACUCUUUAUUCGGAGCCACCCUUGGAGUAAUCCGGACUCGAGUCGGCUACUCAGGCGGCACCACAAAGAACCCAAUUUAUAGAAGCAUUGGCGAUCAUACGGAAGUGAUCGAGUUGGACUAUGACCCCAAGACAGUAACCUACGAUCAUCUCCUGGAAAUGUUCUGGGCCAAUCACGAGUAUGGACUCACCACCAAGCUAAAAAGACAGUACCAAUCAAUGAUCCUGUAUCAUGAUGAGGAGCAGCGCUUGGCGGCCGAGUCUUCGUACAAAAAGACACAGGAGCGCGUUAACGAACCACUGCGCACUGAGAUCGCACCAGCGGGCACCUUCUACCCUGCUGAGGACUACCACCAGAAAUAUAGAUUGCAAGGUCAUAAGGAUCUAUGCAAAAGUCUGGGUCUGGACUCGGAAAAGUUGCAGACAUCACAUGUAGCGGCCAGACUGAACGGCUACCUAGUGGGGAUGGGGGGCAAGGCCCAGUUUGAGAAGGAAGUCCAAAGUCUAGGCCUGACUGAAGAGCAGGCCGCAUACGUAAGGCGAGAACUGGAGCGCAACGAAGGUGGUGGCCUGUCUUGCUAGCUAAUUCCACAGGGUUCAUUAGUGAAAAUCUUUUAAAGCGUUUUCAAUCAACGACAAUUUGGUUCAUGUCGUAAUGGCAAAAAA